CGACAACAGACCUUUACAAUCGCAAAACUACUUCAGUAUCCUGACCUGCCGCCAACUGCCAUGUCUGUCGGAUUCGGCUUCUCUACAGGCGAUUUUAUCGCAGCCGUCGAGCUUGUAUCCACAGUAGUUGGUGCUUUGCGCGAAAGCGGGAACUCCUCGACCGAGUACCAGACUCUUAUAUCACAGCUUUAUACGCUUGAGACUGCUCUCCUCCGUGUAAAACGACUCGAACUAGAUGAUAUGCAGCACUCAGAGGUUAUCGCAUUGCGGCAGGCAGCGUCACAGUGCCAGAGGACAAUAGAUGGAUUUUUGGAGAAGAUAACGAAGUAUCAGCCGAGUUUAAGGGCAGGAGGAAGUGGUAGGACAAUCAAGGAUGCAUGGAGGAAGGUCAAAUGGGCGUUAUGCCAGAAGGAGGACUUAGUAAGAUUCAAGACUGAUUUGAUGGCUCAUACCGAGAGUAUCGAAAUGCUAUUAAUGGCAGUGCAAAUGGGUGCGACGAGAAUCAGUAGCACGAGGAAUGAAGGUAACCAUCGCACGUUAAUAGGCAAGGUACAGGACUUGCAUUCUGGGUGCAUGCAGAGAUUAUCUCUCGUUCUAGAGCAUGUUUCGAGUGGCUUACGGCAGGGGAGAGAGUUACUAGAGAUGACAUCAGAAACCCUGAGAACCAACGUGCGGAUCUUCCAGGUCGUCCUUAAUAUCCAGAGCAUUGUUACUAGAAUACCCGGGCAGAUUGAGCGUCAGCAGCCAGUGUAUUUAAUUGACGCUUUAGGAAGGGAAAUGCCAUUUUUCCUAGAAUUCAUCACAUCAGUAGAGUCUUUUACCUAUGUUCUCCAAGACAAUUUUAAGAACAUCGGAACAGGCGCAGCAAAAAUCGGAAGGGGCGAAUUCGCCAUUGCAGAUGUAGCAUCAAAUAGAGAUGUGAAUCUUGGCUCGGCUUGGGAAACGUGCUUCUAUCCUGGACAGUAUGUGGCAAUGAGCCUGGUUUUCGAUUCUACCUACCGCUCGACUUGGUAUUGUCCAAAAUGCCGCGAACCCCUAAAAGGCGAUUCUGCAACGGACAAGGACAUUGAAUGUCACAAGUGCAAAAUGAUUUAUAGACACUCUUUUGUCUCUAAUAUAUCGCCUAAACCUUUAUCUAGCUUUUCGACGACGGAUCACACCCUCUCUUCCGGCGAAGUCGAGCGGGAGCAAAUAGGGCCAACUGGGCUGAAGAGGACGAGAACUAUCGACGACGGCGAUGAAGAAAUGGCUUUAUUUCGCCGUGUUCGUAUUAAAACUUCGAUUACACCCCCCUCCAAGGACUUUCGUAACACCGAUCCGAAUCCCACGAGUAGCUAUUGGAGUCUGCAGGAGCAGAGCAUUUUCCCUGCUUUAUUGCGGCACUUUGGAACAGAUUGGAGCGAGAUAGCAACGUUUAUGACUAACAAGACGGAAACCCAGGUGAAGACUUAUUACCACCGAGUAGUAGCAUAUGGAGACAAUUCGACAUUGCUAAGGAUGUCGACGGGAAGCGAGAGCGGGGAGAGCCAACCGGCCCAGCGGUAACGAAGAAACGUUCUAACUAAAUCCUCUGUUUCGAGCAUCCCACCUAAGACAUCAAUAUGCCGACUAAGAGAUCAAGCUUCGCACCCAGUUUCAUCUUAACGACACCAUUUAACGGCAUUUUAACGAUUUCAUAAUAGUCUAUGUGUGAGAUAGGACCUCAUUUUUUCUUUUUCGUAAAUUCUAUCAAUCUACCAUGAGGAACUUAAUUAGUGGGCUGGUGGCUAUGAAACUCUGACAAACGUGGUGAAUAUAGGGGGCUGCUAAUAAUCUCAUUUUAUAAGACUGUCUAUCACAAUAAAUAUAUG
Pseudogymnoascus verrucosus is the source of this 1850-nucleotide messenger RNA. RefSeq lists its product as uncharacterized. NCBI's taxonomy places the organism in Eukaryota, Fungi, Ascomycota, Leotiomycetes, Thelebolales, Thelebolaceae. The coding region runs from base 61 to 1545 and encodes 494 amino acids. The transcript is spliced from 6 exons. The record is from RefSeq and is a predicted model, not a curated record.